AUGUUUAAGUCUGUCUUGUCCCUUGGCUGGUUCUCCAAGGCCUCCUCCUCGUCAGGCCCUUUGAAGUCAAGUGAAGUGAACACCUCCUUCACCAUGCCCGACAGAGACUCGUCGCAGGUUUACCACGUGUCGAUGAACGACGACGCCGAGGAUUUUGUCGACAUUGCCUACCGCAAGUUGUCUUAUGCCGAGGUUGCCUCCAUUGGCAGACAUAGGCAGCAGACCUCCCAGGUGCCUCGGUGCCGGGCCUCCUCUCGCAUGAGCCACAACCAAUACACGGUCUUAUCGGUGUCUGACGACGACGACGAUAUGGCCGAGUCCGUAUACUCGGAGAAGUUUAAAAUUAAUAACUACUUCAGCAAAAAUAAGGUAUUUAAGGAAGCCGAUAAGCUGAAGGCUGCACGCAGCAAGCAGAAGAAGAUCCAGAGCCACAGGUCUGGCUGA
Molecule: messenger RNA, 444 nt
Organism: Candidozyma haemuli
Lineage: Eukaryota; Fungi; Ascomycota; Pichiomycetes; Serinales; Metschnikowiaceae
Exons: 1
Coding region: 1-444 (147 amino acids)
Source: RefSeq, a predicted model, not a curated record